Harpegnathos saltator (Jerdon's jumping ant) is the source of this 2472-nucleotide messenger RNA. RefSeq names its product zinc finger protein Pegasus. Gene Ontology annotation, molecular function: RNA polymerase II cis-regulatory region sequence-specific DNA binding; DNA-binding transcription factor activity. Gene Ontology annotation, biological process: regulation of transcription by RNA polymerase II. Bases 114 to 1640 code for a protein of 508 amino acids. NCBI's taxonomy places the organism in Eukaryota, Metazoa, Arthropoda, Insecta, Hymenoptera, Formicidae. The record is from RefSeq and is a predicted model, not a curated record. The transcript has 6 exons.
GAGAGCGAGAGAGUAUCGACGACCCCGCGGAGAGAGAGCUGACAGGUAAAGAGGCAUCGAACGCGCGGAUUGCGGUGCAGAUGUGAGGUACCGCGAACACGACGAGCUCCCGUAUGUAUGUAUGUAUGUUAAAUGACGGACUCAAGAUAGUCCUUCCGCCUAGUAACAUGUCAGAUGGAGUUGAUGGUGGUGGAGAAAACGAGGUAGACUCUCAUUCCUCUUCGCAUGCUGAGGCUGGAGACUCUUCCAAUCACAGGGAAGAAGAAGCAUUGGAUGCUGACAACGAGGCAGCUCUUAAUACCAAUUAUGAUAGUAGUGAUGGAGCUGUCCCUGUGUUUAGAUGUGAUAGAUGUGACAAUUAUGAGACUAUAAAUAAGACAGCUUUCUCUGCUCAUCAAGAUCAAUGUCUAGCAAGUGGUGAAGCUGGGGAGAGCACUGAAGGUAUAGAGGGAACAGAAAAUGAUGGAGAUGGCGAGGAGGGUCACUCAGGGAUCCGGUCUCAUAGAAAAAUGUUCGAGUGUGAUGUUUGUAAUAUGAAAUUUUCAAAUGGAGCAAACAUGAGACGGCACAAGAUGAGGCAUACGGGGGUAAAGCCGUAUGAAUGUCGGGUAUGCCAGAAAAGAUUCUUCCGGAAAGAUCAUCUUGCGGAACACUUCACGACACACUCGAAAACUUUGCCAUAUCAUUGCCCGAUAUGCAACAGAGGUUUCCAAAGACAAAUCGCGAUGCGCGCUCACUUUCAGAACGAGCACGUAGGCCAACACGAUAUGGUCAAGUCGUGUCCUCUCUGUAACUAUCGAGCGGCGACUAUGAAAUGUCUUAGGUUGCACUUCUUCAAUAGACAUGGGAUAGAUUUAGAUAAUCCAGGACCAAAUAGCUCUACGUCCAUAAUGAAUAGUUGCACGCCCGGGGAGGCCAUGCCAUCGGCACCCUUGUCUGACAGUGGAGACAGCACUGGAAAUCGUUCAACCGACAACGCUACACCUCCCAUGCAUUUCCUCACGCCCCAUGUGGAGAUAUCCAUUCCUUAUCCCGAGCAAGCUGCUAAUCAACGAAAUCCGAGUCCUGCCCCGUUAAACGGAGAUAGUCCCAAUAGCCCCCAAAGCGCCGAUAGUAAUAGCAACGCGCCAAGCAGUAGCCAUCAUCAAUUACCUAUCAACAGCAGUACCAUCCAUAGGAAUGUAAGUGGGGGAGACGAAGCCAUUACACCGUCGAUCUCCUUGAUUCCCAUCAAGCAAGAACCAAACAGCAAUGGUAUGGACGACACAGGAGCGACGUCGAGCAAUCUCCCGUUGCCGUCUCUGAUUAAGGUGUCGCCGCUGAAGUCGCUGCUGCGGGACGACUUGCGCCGCAAGCUCUCUACUAGUUCCACAAACAAUAACAACAACAGUAGCAAUAACAGCGGUGCGAACUCCAAUCUGCAUUCAAGGGGCGAACCACCCACCUCGACGAGGCCAGAUCCCCGCACAAGUGGCCUCCAGUGUACACACUGUAGAAUUACGUUUCCGGAUCAGACGUUGUAUUUUCUCCACAAAGGUUGUCACAGCGAGAGUAACCCAUGGAAGUGCAAUAUAUGCGGGGAACAGUGUUGCAAUUUGUACCAGUUCAACUCGCAUUUACUGAGCAAGAGUCAUCAGUAGCGUGAGACGAACAUACCUGCGACUACUUUGAGUCUUUCUUUAUUGUUUUUCUUCUUUUUCUUCUUCGUUGUCGUCUUUUUUCUUUUUUCGUUAAACAACAGCGGCGAGAGAUUGAAUUUGUGCGUAUGUAAUGUAUGUAUGUACGCUGUACAUACGUUCAGUGUUCAGUAGCAUGAGGGUGCACAUAUUUUCUGUAACGUCCAGACAUACUCAUCGCCGAGAGUACUUUCAAAACCGCAUACGCCCGUUUCUUCGUAAUAUAUGAUAAUGAGUCAAUUGUAAAUUUUUUCAGCAUUCAAGAGAGAUAGAGAGAGAGAGUAUGUCUGUUCUUUCAGAAAAUAAUAUACAAAGCGCGACAAAUUGUGCCUUUUCACUAAGAAGAAAAAUCGAAAAAGGAAAAAAGAAAUUGCCAACACAUACUCGUCCAUCAUACUGUUGUACGAACUAUCCGUCCAUAGGGCUUUAUUGAGAUAUAUUCCGAGCUCUGUCAUUAGUCUUAAAUUAGAUAAAUAAGUGUGGAGAACAACGACGGGGCUAAUCGCGCGUUGCCUCGUCGAGAAGAGAGAGAAAUCAUGAGAGAUUUAAAAAGCAGCUGUACGUCGUACCUUCAUCGUCGAAGGAAGUACGUUAACCAGUUCACUAGUAAUUAUUCAUAUAUGAGCGAAAGAAAAUACUACAACUGGUAAUAAUUCAUGUAUGAACACCAUGAAUAGCUUUGCCAAUUUGAAAAUUGGCUAAAAUGAAAUAAUUUGAUGCAAUUCGUUGAACGAAUUUAUAUCAAAUUUGAUGUACCCAUUUCGAACCACUGUCUAUGAAUCCGAAAUCAAAUUUG